CAAGGGCUCCGCAGCCGCCGCCGCCUCCCUCCCACUCCUCAGGCCGCUCCACGACGAGCACGUCCCUGCUGCCGCUGGUCUGACCUAGGCCGCCCUUCACCCACACCAGCUCGAUGGCCGACCAGGAGAUGGAGCAACAGGAUUUCACCGAGGACUAUAGCGGCGGUGACUUCCAAGAGAACGGUGCCGGAGUGCCGGAGAGCCAGGAGCAGGGCGGCGAGGGCCACGCCGCCACCGUGCAGGACAGCGGCGCCGCCGACGCUCCUGGGCGGGACGAUGAUAGAAAACUUUUUGUUGGUGGUCUGAGCUGGGAAACUACAGAAAAGGAACUGCGAGAACACUUUAGCAAAUACGGGGAUAUUGAGAGCAUCAAUGUCAAAACAGACCCCAACACUGGCCGCUCUAGAGGAUUUGCCUUCAUCGUGUUCAGUUUAGCUGAAGCAGUGGACAAAGUCAUUGAUGCUGGGGACCACGUCAUAAAUGGCAAGAAAGUUGACCCCAAGAAAGCCAAGGCCCGCCAUGGAAAGAUCUUUGUGGGUGGCCUGAAGCCUGAGCUCUCUGAUGAUGAUAUUAAGAAAUUCUUUGGUUCAUUUGGCAACAUUAUCGAGGUGGAAAUGCCAUUUGACAAACAAAAGAACCAACGGAAAGGCUUUUGCUUCAUCACCUUUGACCAGGAAGCUGUUGUUACGGACCUCCUAAAAACACCCAAACAGAACAUCAAUGGUCAUGAAGUGGAUGUCAAGAAAGCCACCCCAAAACCAGACUCCAUGAUGAGGGGCGGCAUGAGAGGUGGCAUGAGGGGCCGAGGGGGCAUGCGGGGCCGAGGCAGAGGAUGGGGACAUGGCUGGAACCAAGGAGGCUAUGGAGGCUACAAUCAAGGGGGCUAUGGGGGUUAUGGGGGCUAUGGGGGCUACGACUAUGGAGGUUACGGUGGUUAUAGUGGCUAUGGAGACUACGGUUAUGGGGGCUAUGGUGGCUAUAAUGAUUAUUCUUAUGGAUCUGGCAACUAUGGCGGGCAAGGGUACGGCGGGGGGAAGAGCCAACACGGGCGGCAGCAGGCGCGGCACCAACCGUACUGAUUGGCGUGAACAAGGGCACAACUACACCACCAACUGGGACAACGGAGACACAUACUAGCACCCUCACUCCCCUGGUCUUCAACUGGUCUGAUGGUGUGCUGACACACAAAAAAAUGACUGGCAUACUGGACCAGAUUGAAGAUUUUUAGACUAUGGAACAUUGAGCCAGUCUUGCAGCGCGACAAACUUCCCAGGAACUGAAGGCUUUGGUCUGCCAGAAUUAAUCCGUCAUGAGCUCUCCAGGGCCAUGGGUUAUUCCAGCGGGUCAUGGAACCUUCAGUGUCAUAGAUGCGUUGGCUUUUUAUGUGGAACUGGUGUGACAUAGUGUGUGUGCCUACUGUGGUGAUCACAAGUUAGUAUUGUGAACUUUUUUCUUGUGGCUUGAUGGCAGUUCCCCUGCAAGGGUGUCAUAAGUAUUGAAUCCAGAACAACCCCAAGAUUUUAUUUUGUCAUUCUUGGAAUAAGUUUUACUUAAACGGCAUGACAAGCUGCCAACAAAAUUUUCAGAGCUGCUGAAAAUUUUAAAAUUUGUAUUAUUUUUUGUACUGUAAACCAAUACACAUAGUAGGUUUAUCAGGUGUUUCUCUCUACCCAAGUUUUUUGUAAGUUCUAAUGUGGUAGUUUAAAGGGGUGUUGCUGUAAUAACUGGUCAGAGACUGAGAUGUACAAAAUGAAGUGUCAUGGCUAGAGCAACUGCAUAAGAGCAUUGUUAAGGUAUUUAGUAUUUUUGGAACUACCGUUCAAGUAUUAAUAAAGUGUCAAUUUUGAA
This is a messenger RNA of Eriocheir sinensis (Chinese mitten crab), 1848 nucleotides long. Its product is annotated as RNA-binding protein squid-like. Gene Ontology annotation, cellular component: nucleoplasm. Gene Ontology annotation, biological process: regulation of gene expression. Gene Ontology annotation, molecular function: RNA binding. The coding region runs from base 114 to 1079 and encodes 321 amino acids. Lineage: Eukaryota; Metazoa; Arthropoda; Malacostraca; Decapoda; Varunidae. The transcript has 6 exons. The record is from RefSeq and is a predicted model, not a curated record.